Molecule: messenger RNA, 3465 nt
Organism: Solanum stenotomum
Lineage: Eukaryota; Viridiplantae; Streptophyta; Magnoliopsida; Solanales; Solanaceae
Exons: 5
Coding region: 1-3465 (1154 amino acids)
Biological process (GO): DNA integration
Molecular function (GO): RNA-DNA hybrid ribonuclease activity; nucleic acid binding
Source: RefSeq, a predicted model, not a curated record
AUGAGGCAACAACGUGAAGGGUUGGGCUACAAACAACCUCCACCUAUCCGCAUCUCCAUAAAAAGGGUAAGUAACAACUACAUAACUGUGGAAGAUAAGUCUACUAAAUCUAACAAAAGGCCUUCUGUCUUUGACCGACUUGGAAGCUCAACGAAGUGGAUUUCUGUAUUUGAAAGGUUAGGGCCAUUGACGAAGAAAAACAAGGUUUGGAUAAAUAGCAAGAGUAUUCAAGCAUCUGCUUUACCAAAAUCUCAAAAUGCUCCUAAAGACAUUCAAAGUCUAAUCCCUUCUAGAAUGAGGCGGCAGACGAACAUUAUGGUCUCAUGUGGAGAAGUACUAAAGGCAAAGUCGCAUGUUGUGGUCUACACCAAGGAACUUGAUGAAGAGGAAGAAAGUGUUGGCUCUUUAUAUCAUGUCACUACACAAGAUGAAAGGCAUAUUUGUUCUCUAAUUAAAAUUGACGGAGAGUUGGAGAAUGUUUCAUGGUGUUACCAUAUAUCUUUCAACGAUAGAGAACGUCAAGAAGACGAAGAUGCUAAAGAUGCACCACCCGAACUUAAAGAAGGAGUAAAUGUGACAGUUGAUGCAUUGAAAGAAAUCAACCUUGGAACUGAUGAACAUCCAAAACCCACUUAUAUGAAUUCUUCAUUGGCGAGUGAUGAAGAAAAGGCCUACGUUGACUUACUCAAAGAGUAUAAAGAUGUAUUUUCCUGGAGUUACAAAGAAAUGCCUGGAUUAGACCCGAAGGUAGCAGUCCAUCAUCUUGAUGUGAAAAGAGGUGCACGUCCCAUCAAGCAAGCUCAACGGCGUUUUAGGCCUGAAUUGGUUCCUGUGAUCGAAACUGAAGUUAACAAGCUUAUUGAGGUUGGCUUUAUUCGUGAAGUUAAGUACCCCACAUGGGUUUCAGGUAUUGUCCCAGUGAGGAAGAAGAAUGGGAAAAUUCAAAUCCACAUGUUGCCAAAGGAUGAAGAGUUGACCGCAUUCCGCACUCCUAAGGGCAUUUAUUGCUACAAAGUAAGUCCUUUCAGUUUUAAGAACGCAGGAGCAACAUACCAAAGAGCUAUGCAAAACAUCUUUGAUAACAUUCUUCACAAAAAUGUUGAAUGGUAUCAACUUAGAAUGAAUCCUUUGAAAUGUGCGUUUGGAGUUACCUCUGGAAAAAUCCUUGGCUUCAUUGUACGACAUCGAGGAAUAGAAAUUGAUCAAGUAAAAAUAGAUGCAAUUCUGAAGAUGGUAGAGCCAAGAUACAUUCAUGAAUUGAAGAGUCUACAAGGGAAGCUAGCAUAUCUUAGGAGAUUCAUCUCGAAUCUAGCAGGAAAGUGCCAACCAUUCAACCGCCUUAUGAAAAAGGGCACUCUUUUCGAAUGGGACCAAGCUUGUAGGAAUGCCUUUGAGAGCAUCAAGUCUUACUUGACAAAACCACCAAUUUUAGCAGCUGCUGUUCCUGGAAAGCCAUUGAUACUUUACAUAUCAGCUCAAGAAAGAUCAGUGGGAGCACUCUUAGCCCAAGAGAAUGGAAAAGGGAAAGAAAAUUCCCUUUACUACUUGAGUAGGAUGAUGACACCAAAUGAGUUGAAGUACUCGCCAAUCAAUUAUCUAUGUUUGGCCUUAGUCUUCUUAAUUCAGAAGAUGAAAUACUACUUUCAAGCUCACGUUGUCCGUCUUAUUUCUAAAGCCAACCCCAUCAAAUUUGCAGUAAAAGGGCAAGCAUUGGCAGACUUCUUAGCAGACCACCCGAUACCUGAUGAUUGGGAACUCACUGAUGAAUUAUCUGAUGAAGAUGCAAUGGUUGUUGAAGUUCAACCGCCUUGGAAGAUGUAUUUUGAUGGGGCCUCACAUCGCGAAGGAGCUGGCGCUGGGGUAAUAUUUGUCACUUCUCGAGAGGAGAUCUUGCCGUAUUCCUUCACCUUAACGCAAUGUUACUCCAAUAAUGUUGCAGAAUAUCAAGCCUUAAUAUUUGGGCUUGAAAUGGCAGUUGAUAUGAAGCAAUUGCAAUUACAAGUUUUUGGAGACUCUGAAUUAGUGAUCAAUCAAUUGUUGGGUAGCUAUGAAGUCAAAAAGCCAGAAUUGCGUCUCUAUCAUGACUAUGCAAAAAAACUGAUUAGAUGGCUCGGAGAUGUAACUCUUCAACAUGUUCCAAGAAAGGAGAAUAAGAAAGCUGAUGAUUUAGCCGCUUUGGCUUCAACUUUAACUCUGCCUGAUCAAGCUGAGAUAGUCGAUUGGAGACAUGCUUUAAUUGAUUACUUGUGUUACAAUAUACUUCCAGAAGAUCCAAAGAAAAGGACUGAAAUUCGUCGUCGUGCUCCUAGGUUUAUUUACUACAAAGAUACUUUAUAUGGAAGAUCAUUCGAGAGAGUCCUCUUGCGUUGUUUAGGGGAAGAAGAAGCGAUUCAAGCUAUGCAAGAAGCGCAUUCUGGAGUUUGUGGAUCACAUCAAUUUGGGCCCAAGUUACACUUUCAUAUAAAAAGAAUGGGGUAUUAUUGGCCAACAAUGGUAAAAGAUUGCUUGGAUUAUGCUCGAAGAUGUCAAGCAUGCCAAUUUCAUGCAAACUUUAUGCACCAACCUCCUAAUGGAUUACAUCAGACUGUUGCAUCUUGGACAUUUGAUGCUUGGGGGCUAGACGUAAUUGCACCACUACCUAAAUCUUCUGGUGGUCACUUGUACAUCUUGCCUGCGACAGAUUACUUCUCAAAAUGGGCUGAGGCUGUAGCCCUCGAAGAAGUAAAGAAGGAAAAUGUUGCAAACUUUAUCAGGGUGAACAUCAUCUAUCGUUUUGGCAUUCCUAGUUAUAUACUAACAGAUAAUGGAAAGACAUUCACCAAUAAAUUGAUGGAUAAGAUCUGCAACCUUUUUGGCUUCAAGCAACGUAAUUCAUCAAUGUAUUAUGCUGCUGCAAAUGGAUUAGCUGAAGCAUUUAACAAGACCUUGUGCAACUUGUUAAAGAAGGUCGUCUCCAAUUCUAAAAAGGAGUGGCAUGAUAGAAUGGAAGAAGCUCUUUGGGCAUACAGGACGACUCAUCGCACGCCAACUCAAGCAACUCCCUAUUCUCUUGUUUUUGGAACUAAAGCAGUCCUUCCACUUGAACGACAAAUACCGUCAUUGAGGCUUGCCAUCCAAGAAGGACUUACUGAAGAAGAAAAUGCUUGUCUGCGCCUUGAAGAGUUAGACUCUCUCGAUGAGAAAAGGUUGGAAGCUCAACAAAGUCUUGAGUGCUAUCAAGCUCGUCUUUCUCGGGCUUUCAAUAAAAAGGUUCGCUUAAGGUCUUUCCAAGUCGGUGAUCAAAUCCUUGCGGUAAGAAGACCAAUUAUCAUAUCUCAUAAAUCAAAAAACAAGUUCACAUCAAAAUGGGAUGGACCAUAUGUCAUUCAAGAGGUCUAUUCAAGCGGAGCUUACAAAAUUGUGGAUGCAGACGGCUUGCGGAUCGGUCCCAUCAACGGAAAAUUCUUGAAGAAGUACUAUCCUUGA